CCGCCCGCUCGGAGGGGCGGCGGCGCCGCGUCGUCAUCAGCCGGCGCCGAGAGGCCGAGAAGGGCCGCGGUUCUCUUCGCGGCUGGGGUACGUCUGGAGGGCUCGGCGAUCGUGGCUGGAGCUCCGCGUCCUCGUGGUGAGUUGUGGUGUGACCCUUAAUGCUUGUAGCACGCAGAAUAUGGAUUCACAGAAGGAUGUUCAGCCUCCAAAGCAGCAGCCAAUGAUUUACAUUUGUGGAGAAUGUCAUACAGAAAAUGAAAUAAAGGCAAGAGAUCCCAUCAGAUGCCGCGAAUGCGGGUACAGAAUAAUGUACAAGAAAAGGACAAAGAGAUUGGUGGUUUUUGAUGCCCGGUGAUGUGAGCUGAAGAUAUAUUGAUUAUUAUGCUGCAGUUUAUUAUUUCUGACUUUGUUCUGUAAAUCUGUUAACGUACAAAUGCAUAGUUUUGUUUUGAGAUAUUAAAAUAUUAAACUUCA
Cygnus olor (mute swan) is the source of this 474-nucleotide messenger RNA. RefSeq names its product RNA polymerase II, I and III subunit K (gene POLR2K). The transcript is spliced from 5 exons. Gene Ontology annotation, cellular component: RNA polymerase II, core complex; RNA polymerase III complex; RNA polymerase I complex. Gene Ontology annotation, biological process: DNA-templated transcription. Gene Ontology annotation, molecular function: DNA binding; zinc ion binding; DNA-directed RNA polymerase activity. NCBI's taxonomy places the organism in Eukaryota, Metazoa, Chordata, Aves, Anseriformes, Anatidae. The record is from RefSeq and is a predicted model, not a curated record. The coding region runs from base 179 to 355 and encodes 58 amino acids.